Molecule: messenger RNA, 1346 nt
Organism: Benincasa hispida (wax gourd)
Lineage: Eukaryota; Viridiplantae; Streptophyta; Magnoliopsida; Cucurbitales; Cucurbitaceae
Source: RefSeq, a predicted model, not a curated record
UCACCAAUCCUGGUCAUUGACAAAAACCAGCAUGAAAAAGGGGGAGGGGGACCCGGGGGGCACUUUCUAUUUAAAUAGUGCAAUCUUCGUAGUCAUUUUAGCAGGAAACACCAUGGAAGAAGGCGUCAGUCUCUGCAUCCUCAUUCUCAUUUCUUUUCAGUUCUUCCUUGCAACCAGUGGAAUUCUGAACUCUUCAGCAUCACAAGGUACUGCCGUGUGCUCAGUCAUAAAUUGUGGGCAAGGAACUUGCAAGGCAUCUAAUGCAUCAUUUCUUGGUUUCGAUUGUGAGUGUAACUUUGGUUGGAGGAAACGCCAGAUUGGUUUGUUCACCUUCCCCUAUUGUGUUCUUCCCAACGGCACUGCCGAAUUCCAAAGUGGCGGUGGAUCUCCACUUCCACCUCUACUGCCACCAACAACGGUGGUUCCUUCAUACACCUUUUGUAUUCUCAAACUGUACGUUGCUCUCUAAGCUACAUGUAGAAUUUUACUCUUUUGUAUAACAUUUAGAUUUCACGUUCUGUUAUCUUGAACUCAGUAAUAUCAUAUUGAAAGUGAAGAAAGAGCUUUCAUGUUAAAGUUUCAGCCUGCCGGGUUGUUUGGUGUGGUAAUGGAGCCUGCGUGGCCGAUGGAACAGCUACAUACUCAUACACUUGCCAUUGCCACGAAGGCUCCGGAAAUUUCUUGAAUUUAACGUUUUUAACAUGCUUUAGGCGCUGUAAGUACCGUCCAUAUUUUUAUUUGUUUUGUUUAAUAAGUUUCAUGUUACUUCACAUUUUUUUCCUUUUAAGAAUUUUUAGGAAUAUUUACAAAAUACAGUAAAAUUUCAGAAUUUAUCAAUGAUAGAUGAAGUCUAUCAGUAUCUAUUAGUGAAAUUGAUAGAUUAUGAAAUUUUGGUCUUUUUUGUAAAUAUUUUAGUUUAUUUUUCUAUAUUUGAAAAUAAACUUAAAUAAAAGAUACGAUGUGCACCGACACAAUUUUCAGCCUAAAAUUUUUUCCAAGUGUCCGUGCUGCCUAAGGACUCGCUCAACCCUUAGUUUGGCCUCAUGGGACCUUUGUUAUGGAUGCCCAUUUUUUGAAUUUCUUUCUUGUGUAUGAUUAUUCUUACAGGCUUUUUUGGAGAAGAUUGCCAUUGUGCAUCUCCUCAUAGAAGUGCUUCUGCUUCAAUUCCCCAAAAAAUUGGCAAGAUUUUUUCUAUUCUAUAGUAUUUUUUAAAUCGUAGGAUAUUAAAUUCUAAGUAAAUGACCAUCAUGGAUUGAACUCAUCCUUCUAUUAGUAUCGUCUAAAUUUCUGCUAUAUUAUUUCUCUUUCAUUUUGUAUUAAUAGACUAGAUAAUCUUAAUGCACAUG